AGUCAAUGGAUUAGCUACAAAGAUGAAUACAACAGGCUAACUCGGUGACUUUAAAAUGUUUCAGCCCACAUAUUAGUUUAAACUUACUUUUAUAGCGUUGUCAACUUAGAUUAAAAGGUGUGAACUCAAGCGAACAACACUUUUCAACAAGCUAACAACGUUAAGGACAACCGGAGGUAUGUUUAGGAGCAGGUCUGCCUGGUUUUCAGACAGUGUCCCCCAAGCACGUCAAAACAUUUGGAGUAAGUAUUUCAGGAAGAGAUUUCAGACUUUUCUAGUCAUUCCACUAAUUUAGUCAAUAUGGUAUGAUAGAGCAGAGCUGUUUAUUCCGAGUUGGUUAAUGGUCUACAGUAGUCACAUGAAAAUACCCAAUGAAGCUGCCACAAUUCAUAGGGGAGAGUGGGGUAAGUUGAGCCAACCCCGGUUGCUUGGAAAUGGUAAGAGAAAUUGACCAUGUGACCAAAUAUUUAGGAGAUGGGCAUCAAUUCAUGGAGCCUGUGAGGGUUUGAAGCAUAUGGGUGAAGGGGUUCGAUAUUUAUUUCCGAAAAAUCAUUUUUCACUCUUGAAAGUGAAUUUAGUCUGUCAUAAGUUUUAUUAGAAUUGUGUUCAGACCAAAAAGAUCAUUAUACAUUUGUUUUAUGCAUCAAUUGCAGUAUCUAUGAGCUAAAACAUCAGGUCAAAAACCUAGCCACCAUUUUAGCUUGGAGGACUAAUAUAGUCCUAAUGGUUGUUCUGGGGAAAAUUGAGUCAGUGGCUCCACUGAGAAAGUAAAGGAGUCUGAUGAGAGGAUCAGAGUUUCAGUUCAGAUUGUUGAAAUGUUUUACUUUUUCUUUUCAAAAAUACAGCUGUGAAUGUUCUGAAUCACUUAAAGGCAUUCUUAUGAAGGUGAGGGAGGGCUGGAGUGAAGAGUGGGGGGGUAGUAGGGAUACGGCUCAACGAACCCGCUCCUAUGGUCAACUUACCCCAUACACGGCGUAGGUUAACCAUAGUUAUGUUACGUUUACACUCAUUCUGUUGGUUUGCAGGGAUGCACAACAUCUUGAAAUAUAUGCUGAUUCACUAGUUAGAGACAAAACUAUGAUUGCCUUGAUGUAGUGAUCCAAAAUGGCUCAUCUUACCCCACUCCACCCUACUUCAUUUUUGUAAUAAAUUGAGCUUUGGCUUCAAGUAACAUACAUUUUUUUUCUUGUAGUUUUGGAAGGAGGGACCAUUACUUCCUGGAGUAAAGCAGAUUACCUUUUCAGUGAUGAUGCUACAUGUCCAGAUACUCUGAGGUGAAAACAGCAAAGUUUUAAAUGUUAUCUGGCAGCAUCAUACUUCUAAAAUCCUUCAUAUUCUGAUUCUGUGAUUCUGUGUCUUUAUUUCAGGAUUUUUGAGAGCAAGGAUUUCCUCUGGGCUGAAGUGGUGGUUUUUCACAGCUUGUUUCUGUCCGUUUGUGAGACGCGCCAAAGUGUGAGGUCUGUGAGCAUUGGUCAUUAUGUGCUGCCUCCAGUCUCUGUGCAGGAAGGUGAGGAGCUAUGCAUGUGUGAUAUUGUGAUAAAAUACUUGAACAAUUAGUGCUUACAAACAUUGGAGUCAGAAUCUGCAUUGAUCAGUCUGAAAGUUUUCAAGGACAAGAGAAAAGGAGAAAAACCCCUGCUGAUUAUUUGUUUCCCCUCAAACCUCUGAAUUUGCUACUUUGUGCCUCAAAAAUGUAUUCAUAAAGAUCCAUCUUUGUUAUAUUUAACUUUGCACAACCAAUAUAAUCAAGAUGGAGUGUGAAAACGCUUAACAUCUUUUCUUAGUUCCAAAAAUUAGUACUUUAAAGCUUCAACACAGUCAGUGAUAGUCUGAUUUUUAUUUCAGAAGUAAGAAAGGUGGUCGGGAGGUUUAUUUGGGAGAGUGAAGAUGGGCCCUCAGUCGUCGAGGUAGGUCAAAAGGUAAAUGGGAAUAAGAAUAUGUUUCUUACUGUUUAAGUCUUGACCACUAUCUGUUUUUGUUCCCAUAAGAGCUCUGGCUGCUGGAGAGAUGAUGAUUCCAGUGAAAGCAGCACAAGGUGGUAUUUUUAGGUUUUCAUUGUAAAUAUUUUAUAUGAAAUUCAAAAAAUUGUUAACUGCAAUUUACCUCUCACUGUUUUAACAGUUCUGAACCUUCUGACACAGAAACAACCGACAGUGGAGCCUCUCACUGCAGUCAUUUUUUAGAAAGUAACAAGUUUACAGGUAAAACUUUUGUGGUAUGGUUUACAUUUUGAUAAAUUGCUUGUGGUCAUUUCAAAUAAUUAUACAAAUUACCUGUGCCUCAUUUUUGUAUGAUGAGGAAAUCUUCAUUAAGUGGAGGAAGGAUUCAAGAAACUUUAUUUGUCAUACCCCACACCUUUUACAGUUUGGGAACGGACCUGGUUACGAAAUUAGCACCCAGGUCUGUUUUCAAGCCAGAAUAAGUUUCUUCUUUGCUUAACGCCUUUUUCUGUUGACUUGUUGACCACAGGGUACAUCAGCAUGGACAAUCUGAAGAAAUAUUCUGGUGAUUUGCAGGAUUAUCAUCUUGGAUGUUUUCGAUGUGCUGACUGUAAAGCUCAUUGCUGCCUGCAGGAGACUUGGGGGAGCAGAUGACAUAACAGCUUUUCAAAGAGAAAAGAAUAAUAGUUUUGUUGUUGUGGCGAGUUCGUUAUUUUUUGCAAGCAAUAUAUGUGUUCCUGA
Molecule: messenger RNA, 2681 nt
Organism: Xyrichtys novacula (pearly razorfish)
Lineage: Eukaryota; Metazoa; Chordata; Actinopteri; Labriformes; Labridae
Source: the annotation of a GenBank genome assembly